Messenger RNA from Meriones unguiculatus (Mongolian gerbil), 377 nucleotides. RefSeq names its product small integral membrane protein 10-like protein 1. The coding region runs from base 119 to 322 and encodes 67 amino acids. Lineage: Eukaryota; Metazoa; Chordata; Mammalia; Rodentia; Muridae. The transcript has a single exon. The record is from RefSeq and is a predicted model, not a curated record.
GGAGCGGCGGGAGCCAGCGGCGGAGGAGAGGCUAGCGGCCGCGUCACCCUGGCCACGGCCCGGCCCUGCUCUGACGUGCGCGUCGCUGCGGAGACCCUCGGCCGGGUGGGACCACGCCAUGGCCCCCACCGACGCCCCGUCCGCCCUGGCGCUCAGGGCCGUGGGCCCCGCGGCCGCCACCCCGUACGGCGCCUUCUGCAAGGGGCUGUCCCGCACUCUGCUCGCCUUCUUCGAGCUGGCCUGGCAGCUGCGCAUGAACUUCCCGUACUUCUACAUCGCGGGCUCCGUGAUCCUCAACAUCCGCCUGCAGGUACACAUCUAGAGCGGCGUCCGGGCUGCUGGUGGCCCGCAAGAUGGCCGCUGCCCGGGCCGCCGGG